CAUUGGAAGCGGCCCGGCUUCACAGGACCCGGAGUCGCCGUCCUGGGCAACUUUUGGCACCAGCCGAGGAAGUCAGCCCGUAUUCCCGGCAGCUCCAGCGAACGGAAUCGCCCGUUCGGGGAAGGAGUAGUGGGAAGAGGAGAACUGUUGGUAUUUUGAUCCAUGGAUGUAUAAUUCAUUCUGAAGUAAGCUUCAGAAGGUUUUAUUGCCAAGUUCAUCCAUACACAACGAUUCAGAAUGUUCAGGAAGAAACUAGAUAAUCGUAUCAGAGUCCAAAUUGAAAAUGGUGUGGCGCAGCGCCAACGGACGAUGUUUGUCAUUGUGGGAGAUCGCGGCAGAGAUCAGGUUGUUAUACUUCAUCAUAUGCUCUCUAAAGCCACAGUGAAGGCCAGGCCAUCUGUAUUAUGGUGUUACAAAAAGGAGCUUGGCUUUAGCAGUCAUAGGAAAAAGCGAAUGAGGCAGUUACAGAAAAAGAUAAAAAGUGGCACGCUCGACCUCAAGCAAGAUGAUCCUUUUGAGCUUUUUAUAGCUGCAACAAACAUUCGGUACUGCUAUUACAAUGAGACCCAUAAGAUCUUGGGUAACACCUAUGGGAUGUGUGUUCUGCAGGAUUUUGAGGCUAUGACACCAAACCUUUUGGCCAGGACUGUUGAGACAGUGGAAGGGGGUGGACUUGUUGUGAUUCUGCUGAGAACGGUCAACUCUUUGAAACAGCUGUAUACAAUGACAAUGGAUGUACAUACACGUUUCAGAACAGAGUCACAUCAGGAUGUGAUUGGAAGAUUCAAUGAAAGAUUCAUACUUUCUCUGGCAUCCUGCAAGAAUUGUGUUGUGAUAAAUGAUCAGCUGGGUAUCUUGCCACUUUCCAGUCACAUUCUUAACAUUAACCCUGUCUCACCCAAAUCCUCGGAGGAAAGCCUAACACCGGGAGAGAUUGAAUUGCGAGAACUUAAAGAAUCCCUAAGUGAUACACAACCAGUAGGAGUUCUUAUUGAUGGCUGCAAAACACUGGAUCAGGCUAAAGCAGUAUUGAAGAUCAUUGAAGCUAUAUCAGAAAAAACACUUAGAAGUACAGUCGCUUUAACUGCUGCCAGAGGCCGUGGAAAAUCAGCUGCUUUGGGCCUGUCUAUUGCAGGAGCAGUGGCAUUUGGAUAUUCCAAUAUCUUUGUCACCUCGCCAAGUCCAGACAAUUUAAUCACGCUUUUUGAGUUUGUUUUUAAGGGAUUUGAUGCAUUACAAUAUCAGGAACAUCUGGACUAUGAGAUAAUUCAGUCCUUAAAUCCAGAAUUCAACAAAGCUGUAGUUCGAGUUAAUAUCUAUAAAGAGCACAGACAAACCAUACAGUACAUUCACCCAGCAGAUGCUGUUAAAUUGGAUCAGGCUGAGCUCGUGGUUAUUGAUGAAGCAGCUGCAAUCCCACUUCCACUGGUGAAGAAAUUGAUGGGACCUUAUCUUGUUUUUAUGGCGUCCACUAUAAAUGGGUAUGAAGGCACAGGGCGUUCACUGUCUUUGAAACUGAUACAAGAAUUGCGACAGCAGAAUGAUCAGACCAAGGUCAGCAACACUGCAGAGAAUAAAACUACUUCCACUGCCAAACUCAGCUCAGUGAGGUCCCUACAUGAGGUUUCUUUAAAUGAGGCGAUUCGAUAUGCCCCUGGAGACCCCGUGGAGAAGUGGCUGAAUGAUUUGCUCUGCUUGAACUGUCUGAAUGUCUCCCGAAUCUUGUCGGGCUGCCCACUUCCAGAGAAAUGUGAUCUCUACUAUGUGAACAGAGACACACUAUUCUGUUACCACAAAGCAUCUGAAGCCUUCCUGCAGCGAUUGAUGUCUCUCUACGUGGCAUCCCAUUAUAAGAACACUCCUAAUGACCUUCAAUUACUUUCUGAUGCUCCGGCUCACCACCUUUUCUGCCUGCUGCCCCCAGUGCAGCCUACUCAGAAUUCAUUGCCAGAAGUGCUUGCUGUCAUUCAGGUGGCCCUUGAGGGAGAAAUCUCCAGUCAGUCUGUAAUGAACAGCCUGUCUCGUGGGAAGAAGGCAUUUGGUGAUCUCAUUCCUUGGACAGUGUCAGAGCAGUUUCAGGAUCCUGACUUUGGAAGCUUAUCAGGAGGACGUAUUGUCAGAAUUGCAGUGCAUCCAGAUUACCAAGGGAUGGGAUAUGGAAGCCGUGCAGUUGAGUUGCUGCAAAUGUAUUAUGAAGGAAAGUUUCCUUGUCUGGAAGAGCAAGAGGGCCUUAAGUCCACCGAAAUAACCACUGUCAGCAGUGAGGCUAUAAGCUUACUGGAAGAGACCUUGACUCCACGCAGAGACUUGCCACCAUUAUUGCUGAAGCUCAGUGAACGACCAGCAGAGAAGCUUGACUAUGUGGGAGUAUCUUAUGGGCUCACAUCAAAGCUGCUGAAGUUCUGGAAGCGAGCUGGGUAUGUUCCAGUCUAUCUAAGACAGACGCCUAAUGAUUUGACUGGUGAACAUUCUUGUAUCAUGUUGAAAAUAUUGAAUGAGGAGGAGUUUGUGGAAACUGCACAAAAGAACUGGCUUCAUGCCUACUGGGCAGAUUUUCGAAGACGGUUUCUGUCUCUCCUGGGCUACCAGUUCAGUAAUUUCCCUCCCUCUGUGGCACUGAAUAUACUUCAGAAUAAAAACAUGAAAGAGGAAUCAAAACAAUCACUAAGCAGAUCUCAGCUGGAAGCUAAAUUUACACCAUAUGAUUUGAAACGUUUGGAGAUGUACUCAAGGAAUAUGGUGGACUACCACCUAAUCAUGGAUAUGAUCCCUUGUAUUUCUCAGCUGUACUUUUUGAACCAGCUUGAUGAUAUCUCAUUAUCUGUUGCACAGUCUGCAUUACUACUGGGUAUUGGACUUCAACACAAAUCUAUUGACCAGCUCGAGAAGGAAAUUGAUCUUCCAAGUAGUCAAUUAAUGGGUCUUUUCAACCGGUUAAUCCGCAAAGUUGUCCAGCUCUUCAAUCGCAUCCUGGAGAAAGAUGUGGAACAGCAAAUGAUUACUGCGAAGGAGGUAGUCAUGGAACCUACAGUCAAAUCACUCUCUGAGGAUCUGGAGGAUGCAGCAAAAGAAUUUGAAGAAAAACACAAGCAGGAAGUUGAAAAGCUGAAGGGAAUGGAUCUAACUCAGUAUAUGAUCCGUGGCAAUGACGAUGAAUGGAAUGAAGUACUAAAGACAACAGGAAAGAGUGCCACAGUUAUCAGCAUUCAAAGUGGCAAAAGAAAACAAGAUUCGACAGUGAAAGGAGAUCCCCGUUUGGAGAAGAAACGGAUGAAAAAGAACAAGGAAAAGAAACAGAAGUGGGCAAAAUAAUUUACAUAAACCAAAAGACACAAUUUCAAAUUCAGUAACUUAUUUCAUAUUGGGCAUGAUGGGCAUAAUUUUGUAUAGGAUGUUUACAAUAUCUUCAGGUAUCCAGCAGAAAGAAAUAUGAUUGGAAUGAGAAAGAUCAAAAAUUACUGAAAUCUGUUGUAUUUCAAUUCAAAACUUUGGAGACCUUACAGAAUAGAAGAUCACUACUCUUCCCUCAUUAAAUGUGUUAACUCUGACACUUCCAGGUUUUUGUUAUAUUUUUAAUACUUGGUUGGAAUGUUGUGUUCAGUCUAUAGAUUUAUAUAAAGACAAAAGACAAUAUGUAAAAAUGGAACGGGACUAAAUCUAUUAAAAGUUGUUUUUAUUUUCA
This is a messenger RNA of Hypanus sabinus (Atlantic stingray), 3682 nucleotides long. RefSeq names its product N-acetyltransferase 10 (gene nat10). The record is from RefSeq and is a predicted model, not a curated record. Gene Ontology annotation, biological process: rRNA acetylation involved in maturation of SSU-rRNA. Lineage: Eukaryota; Metazoa; Chordata; Chondrichthyes; Myliobatiformes; Dasyatidae. The transcript has 29 exons. Gene Ontology annotation, cellular component: nucleolus; 90S preribosome. The coding region runs from base 238 to 3312 and encodes 1024 amino acids. Gene Ontology annotation, molecular function: ATP binding; tRNA binding; 18S rRNA cytidine N-acetyltransferase activity.